Molecule: messenger RNA, 1567 nt
Organism: Cololabis saira (Pacific saury)
Lineage: Eukaryota; Metazoa; Chordata; Actinopteri; Beloniformes; Belonidae
Exons: 6
Coding region: 1-876 (291 amino acids)
Source: RefSeq, a predicted model, not a curated record
AUGGAGCUCCAGUGUUACCUCAACACAUUUAAAGGAUAUUUGGAGUGUGACGAAGAAGGGAUGAAUAUCAGUGUGACCAGCGUUUCAUUUCUCUCAGACGGCGUAGAGGAAGUGUUUGCAGCAGCAGGGGAGUCAGUGUCACUCACUUGUAGAAACAUUUCCUCUCUCAGUUCUGGAGGACCCAUACGGUGGGCUGUGAAUAAAACACCAGGCACAUACAAGUUGCCAGCAAGCCACCAAACAGAGGACCUUGAUCUGGACGGAGACUCACCGUUAGUCAUUAGUAAACUGAGUCCUUCUCAUGCUGGAAACUACCAGUGUUCAGAGUCCACUGGUCAGAAAAACGUGCUCAACAGAAUCUGGCUGCACACCCUCGAUGUGACUGAAAAGUCUGUGCCAGGAGAUAAAAAUGUCACAUUUACUUGUGUGCUUACUUGUGCUGAAGAAUGUGACGACUUCAACUUGACCUGGUCUGGAGCAAACCAAGAAGGCCGGCAGGGCAGGCUGAUGAGUGUUAAUAACACCGUGAUGAAGGAGUUAAUUCUCCCAGUUGGGCCAACGAGCUCAGAUGAAAUAACCUGCUCUGUGUACCGAGAAGGUGCACUCACGGUGUCAAAGACUUGGCACCCUGUUAACUCUCUGCAAACACUCGCCUGGUUAGGCCUCCCUCUAGGCCUCCUGAUAACUGUAGGAGGACUCUAUCUGUACAUGAAGAGGAAGCACAACAGGAAUACAGCCAAAGAACCGACAGAUAUUGGAAUGACUCACGUUUAUGAUGUCAUUCAGGAUGAGGAACCAGAAAAUCAGAGACGGUUCGAAAGAGAAGCAGCCACCAAAAUUGAUGGCUUCUAUGAUUUAUUGCAGGCUGUAAACUAGAAUGAAAUAAACAGUGUGCUCUUUGUCUUUAUUUAACUCUAAAAAUACUUUACAAUAAUCAAAUAAUUUAUGUCAUAAAGUAACUCACUUCCAAGGAUGGAUGAAAAAAAAAAAAAUAAUAAUAAUAUUAAAUACAUUUAAACUCCAGCUCUAUAGGACAACUGUAGUAUCUGAUCAAUGUAUUAAUUGUGGCUUUCAGCACGGUCAUCAUAAAUAACCCUGAUGAAAGAAUGCUGUGUUCUUUAAAAAAAAAAAAAAAAAUACUACAAGGGCUGUGUUUUAAAUGCAUAAAAAAAUAGAUAGGUUUAUAGUUUAUCGUUAUUCCAUUUUGCUAUAUUCACUUCUGUGCUACAUUGCAUUGAAAUUUAAUUUCUGAUGCAAAUCCGAAAUGAGAAAUAAAGUCUGUCUAACUCUAAGUCUAAAGUCUAAUUUACCUAAACCAAUGAAUAUCAAGAACCUAACUCUGGAACAGUGGCAUCGUCUUCAAAGUCUUCAAAGAGACAUUAAAGGAAUGUUCACAGAGUUAUUACAUCCCUGUGUCUGUUAGUCAAUGGGAAGGAAGGUAAAUGUUGUUUAGGGUCCAGAACAACAGUUUUGAAUAUGAAUGCAAUAUAUGUGUUUGCAGAAAAAUAGAAAGCCAAAAAUGUAAUUUCACCUAAGUUUUACUGUUUAUAGGGUUCCUACAGACAAA